This is a messenger RNA of Mytilus trossulus (common blue mussel), 2353 nucleotides long. RefSeq lists its product as uncharacterized. The transcript is spliced from 4 exons. The coding region runs from base 279 to 1280 and encodes 333 amino acids. The record is from RefSeq and is a predicted model, not a curated record. NCBI's taxonomy places the organism in Eukaryota, Metazoa, Mollusca, Bivalvia, Mytilida, Mytilidae.
ACAAACCAAAUGUCUAUUCUGUUUCAAAGUCAUCUUGCAUGUAGUCUGUAGACAUAUUUGUGACUGUAAAUAUCUGGAUUUGUUCGUGAAGACACUGGAUAAAAAGCAUGAAACACUUUAACGAUCGUAACUUGACAGUUCGCGUCAUAGAUCCAUUUUUUUAUUGAUUGAACCUUAGAAAAGUUAACCUGGCCUUUAAAUUGAUAGUUGGUGUAUUAAACUUCCUGGCUUUUUAACAUGAAUAAUUUGGAAUGUAUUAUUAGUUAUAAUCAAAAGUAAUGGUUUUUGAUUCAAUAUGGAUUUUGUUUAUUCAGGUACUUCCCGUUUUUGGUGGUUGUUACUACCACUACCAAUACGAAUACCAUGAAUGUAAUACUGAUGUCGGAACUAUCAUUGGUGCAAUUAUUGGUGCUUUGUUUGGAGUAGCUGUUAUAGGGGCUAUUAUCACCACAAUAUGUUGUUGUGUCAAAACCAGUGGUGUUCGUGGUCACGUGAUACAACCAGACACUUUAUCAAAACUAAAUCAACAUCAACACCAACAAACGCUACAACAGCAACAACUACCUUCAAAACAAAAGAAAAGGAAUAAUAAAAAACGUUCACGCCAUAAAAAAGGUUCCAAGAGUCAGCAUCCACUACCACAGCCACAACAGAUUGCAGCAUAUUCUCCUCCGCCAAUAUAUGAACCCGGCCACCUUCCACCUCUACUGGAACAAAGUACAUCAUAUUCUUCAAUACCAUCACAGGAACCCGGUCAUCGGACACCUAUAACAAAUCAUAGUACGUCAUAUUCUCCAACAUUGUUACAGGAGCCUAGUCAUCAGACACCUAUACCCAACCAUAAUAAGUCAUAUUCUCCAACACCAUUGCAGGAAACCAGUCAUCAGACACCUAUACCACAAGAUAGUGCGACACUUUCUCCAACACCAACAUACGAACCCAAUCACCAGACACCUAUACCACACUACAAUACGUCCUAUUCUCCAACACUACUACAGGAACCCAGUCAUCAGACAUCUCUACCACAAGAGAGUGCGGCAUUUUCUCCAACACCAACAAACGAACUCAGUCAUCGGACACUUCCGCCACAACAAAGUUCGGCAUAUUUUUUACUACAAACACAGAAACCUGACAAUCAGUCAACUCCAUCACAACAGAGUGAGGCAUAUUCUUCAGCACCUACUCACGAAACAGGCCAUCUGUCACCCCUACAACACACGAGUGAGGUCAAUUAUCCACCUCCUAUACAGGAGAGCUACAAUCCUCCGUCUCCAUCAUAACUGAGUUUGUGAAUUCUUCACCACCUAUACAUGAACCCGAACAUCGGCCAUUAAUACCUCUAGCAUAUCGUGGGUGACAUAAAAUGCGACAAAUCAAAAUUUCUUAUAAAAUAAAACAGUUGACAUGAGUGUAAGAAUUUAAACGAUAAUGAAGAAACAUUCAAAUAUCUACAUCAGAGUACUAAAAAAGAAAAUGUAACAUGCUAUAGGCUGUUACUGCCUGUGCACAGCCAUUCCGGCAUAAACUGUAUGAUGUGACAUGCUAGGUUCAUUCUAUCUAGUCUUAUUGAAAAAACUUUAGAAAUUUAUCCUUGUAAGAAUAAGUACUAGUAGUAGAAAAAUAAGUUUGCCUCACAUAUUUCGUUUGGUAGUUUCAGGAGCCAGGACAUUUGAUAAUCAACGACUCAAUAAUGAGAACUAUUCGAUAAAAAAGUAAUUAAAAAUAAGGAAGAAAUCUUUAAAAAAUAUUCUGAUGCUGCGUGUAAAGCAGUCAACAUUCAAUCAAUAAUAUUUUGGUUCAUAUUCGAUUAAACGUUAACAAAAAUAAAACUAUUAAUUUUUACUCAUGGAAUAGCACAAAAAAAAAGAUUUAAAAAAAACCCAUAUAUAUUUGAAAAUAUUUACACGUGUUUUUUCAAUACACAGAUUCUCUCGAUAUAUAUCUUAAAACUGGUAUCUGUGAGUGAGGAUUUUUCUUCUUUUCUAAAGUCAAUUUUCAACAUAAACUAGAUUUAGAGACAGAGAAUGAAUUAUUAUAUUUAUUUCUAGUGAUAAAUAUUGUAGUUCAUGGACAAAGGUAAUUUGUUUUCUAUCAUCCCUAAUCGUCGGCGAAAAGGCAUCUUCAUAAAGUGGUCGUUAUUGUUUAUUGAACGAUGCAAUUCAACUCGGAUACCAUCUUUUACUUUGUGAGAAUGAGACGCAAAACAAUCAAAGAAAACAAAACGGUAUUUGAUACUGAAAUGUAUACCGUGUAACUUAAUUAUAAUAAUAGGGUUCAAAUUUAAUUUACAAUCAGGGUUUGUUAUUGUUUUCAUAUGUAAUUUAUUUUUAUUAAAAUGGUUAUCGGUUUAUAA